Molecule: messenger RNA, 659 nt
Organism: Spinacia oleracea (spinach)
Lineage: Eukaryota; Viridiplantae; Streptophyta; Magnoliopsida; Caryophyllales; Amaranthaceae
Product: suppressor of mec-8 and unc-52 protein homolog 2-like
Exons: 3
Coding region: 4-243 (79 amino acids)
Source: RefSeq, a predicted model, not a curated record
UGUAUGCAAAUAAUCAUUUUAGUCUUAUCUUAUUGCUUCCAUGUAUGCCCUAAAGAAAGCUUUGUCAUUUUCAGGGUAGUUAAGGACGACCAGCCUGUAUCAUACCGGACAGCCACAGCAAAGCCUGUAUACCAAUGGAUAAUCAAGCCUCAGAGUGUCGCCAAAACUAAUGAGAUGUUUCUUCCUGGGCGAAUGUCAUUUAUUUAUGACAUGGUUGGAUGCAAAACUCUUUGUGUUGACUGAUAGAUUGAUUAAUUCUUGAAUGAGCCCUAUGAAAGCGUGAUCCAAUGUAACAACUUUGACGGAUCCGAAACAUGGUAUUGUUUCAUGGAGCACAAUUAUCACAGGAUAUGGAAGUCAUGGAAAAGGGGAGAUGGCUUUAAAGCUGUAUUCGGAUUUUCUAAUUUCAUGGAAUCAACCAAAUCGUGUCAUUUUCCUUUUUGUUCUCUUCUCUUGUAGCCACAAUGGGAUGGUUUCUGAAGGUCUGAGCUUAUUCAAUUCUAUGACUCGGGAUUUUGGAAUUAAACCAGAACUUGAGCAUCGAGCUUGCAUCGUUGAUCUGCUCUGUCGAGCUGGAAAGAUUGGGGAGGCAUAUGAAUUCAUUUGGAAAAUGUUCUCUAACCCUACAACUGAUGUUUUGGGCAUACUUCUCGAUGCAU